This is a messenger RNA of Plasmodium vivax (malaria parasite P. vivax), 1683 nucleotides long. RefSeq lists its product as hypothetical. The transcript has 3 exons. The coding region runs from base 1 to 1683 and encodes 560 amino acids. NCBI's taxonomy places the organism in Eukaryota, Apicomplexa, Aconoidasida, Haemosporida, Plasmodiidae. The record is from RefSeq and is a predicted model, not a curated record.
AUGAUACAAAACAGUAAGCUCAAAACUUAUUCUGUGCAAAAAUGUACAAACUGUUGCAAUACACUUAAUAAAGAAGGUACUUCUGAAGACAAUAAAAUUAAAAGUUUUUGUGAAAGCUUUAUAACAUAUACCUUGAAUUUGUAUAAUGAUAGUAAAAUUAAUUCUUUUGUUCGCAGUAAAUAUAUAACAUAUUUAAAUUAUUGGUUAAACAUGGAAUUAAAAAAGGAGAAUAAAACGGUUAAAAACUUUAUGCAAAUUCUUGAUCAACAUUUGAAAGAAGGAUCUUACGAACACGUGGUUUACAAUGAAUUGAAGGAUAAAUUAUUUGAUAUGGACAGUGAUCUUUAUGAAGAAUUGCAUAUCCUGUAUAAUUUGUAUAUUAAUUAUAAUAAAUUAGAUGAUGCUAUAAAAGAGAGGGAAUUAUGUAAAGAACAUACUAAACAAUGUGUUGAUUUUUUUAAUAAAGGCAUUGAUACAUAUAGUAAAACAAACACAAGUAAAUUUUAUAAAGAGUUGGUAAAUUUUUGGAUAAAAUAUAAUAAAGUGAAAAGCAAGAGGAAUGGAUGCAAAGAUAAAGAAAUAUUAGAUUUGCCUUCAGUCAACUUAUUAAUCCCAUAUGCAAAGGAUAAAACUUCCAAAAAAGCAACACAUUCAUGCCAAACUAUUAAAGGGUGCAACAUAAAUGUAUUCCCACAAAGAAAUCAUCUUCAUGAAAAUACAUUAAAAAUAUUAACUGCUCAUACUAAAUAUAAAAAAUUGGACGAUGAGAGCGUUGAUGAGAAUACAUGUACUAAAUAUUGUGAAAUUCCAAACCCUUUAGAAAAAAAUAAAGAAGCAUUUAAUUUACUUUUAGCCAAACAUGCUACUAACUUGGAAAAACUAUCCAAUAUUCUAACAGACACAUCUUCAGAUGAUCGUUGCUCAUAUUUGCUUUACUGGACAUACGACAAAAUGCUGAGCAUUUUCAACAAAAGUACUGACAUAAGUCAAUACCAUUCUAUUAUUAAUAAACUCAAUGAUACAAUUAUUAAAAUUAACACAGAUUUGACAUCUGAUAAAACAUGUCCAUAUCUCAUUAGUAGAAAUAUUGAUGAAUGGGAAAAGGAGAAAGAUAUGCAUGAUUAUUUUAAAAAUCAUCAAAAAAUUAGUGAAUGUAAUAAAGCAGAGAGUGGAAAUUGUAAUCAGUACUGUGACUAUCUCAAUUAUAUUAAUGAACUGUAUAUGAAUUACAUAAAUGUCUGCUGUACGUGCUACACCAAUCCUACUUCUGAUUGUAUAGAUAUGUGUCCAAACUAUUUUAAAUGCAAAAAAGAGUAUUAUCCACCCGAUUUGAUAUCUAAAUUGGGAUGCCCAAACACAAAUACAAACCCCACUAAAAGUGUAGAUGAAGUAUUCGCCGAUUUAAUCAUCGAUAGUGAUGUUAUAAGAAAAACGAAUAUGCCAUAUUUAGGUACUUUUACCAAAUUAUUAUCUGAUCCUUUUAAUGCUAUUAUGCUACAAGGUAUUGCAUCCAUUGGAUUUACCCCCCUUAGAUCAUUGAUGUAUAAAAAAAAGCGAAAGAAAAACAUAAAUACGAACAACUCCCAUGUGGAACCUCGAAAAAAAUUGAUUUACAACUCAGAAUCAUCCCCAAAAAAAGCGAAAAAUGAGCGAAUCAGAGUAGCAUAUCAUUCUACAAAUUAG